Anthonomus grandis grandis is the source of this 1593-nucleotide messenger RNA. RefSeq lists its product as uncharacterized. Lineage: Eukaryota; Metazoa; Arthropoda; Insecta; Coleoptera; Curculionidae. The record is from RefSeq and is a predicted model, not a curated record. The transcript is spliced from 2 exons. Bases 297 to 1547 code for a protein of 416 amino acids.
CAAUAGUAUUACCUGAAGUUCGCAGUACGAUUAUGGAAAUUAAAAAUAAGAGCUCUUCUAAAUCAAAUCAAGAAACGCACGACGCUUGUUCGGCCCGAUCUGCGUAAACGGCGGUAUCGACUACUGGUCAACAGCAAUUCUAUAUUAUGUAAAGCGGGCCAUUCACUAGACGAACCCGUACCCGACUCCCAACCGAGACCCGGCCUGCGACUCAUCCACCGACGUCCACACAUACACCACGAACCUUGCAAAGAGUUCAUUCGUACAGUGGUUGUGGUGAGCCCUACAUACACACUAUGUCUCCCGCGUGUUCCAAGAAGUCAAAAGUUGCUUUGGCAGUUGGUGCAAUUUUGUUAUUCGAAAAUGAAAAACAGAAAAAACGGAUUUGGGUGAAAAAGUGGUUGCAAAAGAGAGAACAUUUUACGCAUUUACGUUUAUUGAAAUGUAUCCAAUCCUCUGAGCCUCUUGAUGUUAUAAAUUAUCUCCGAAUGGAUUAUAACACAUUUCAAGAAUUAUUAAUGUUAAUAGAACCUCUUAUAAAAAGGGAAAAUACUGUAUUCAGAGAAUCAGUUACUGCUGAAGCACGGUUAGUGGCAACUUUGAGAUUUCUGGCAACAGGGAGGAGUUACGAAGACUUAAAGUUUUCGUGUAUAAUUUCUCCUCAGUUACUUGGAAAAAUCAUUCCAGAAACGUGUCGUGCUAUAUACAUGUCCCUCCGGGAAAAAUACUUGCGGUUUCCCUCAACAGAAGAGGAAUGGCUUCAAAUAGCAGACCAGUUUAAGAAAAUGUGGCAAUUUGAAAAUUGCUUAGGAGCCGCAGACGGCAAACACAUAGCAAUAAAACAGCCGCCAGGUAGUGGAUCAUACUUUUAUAACUACAAAGGAUUCUUUAGCGUUGUAUUAUUUGCAAUCGUAAAUGCUAAUUAUGAAUUUAUUUAUGUUAAUUGUGGAACGAAUGGUAGAAUAUCAGACGGCGGUGUCAUCAAGAAUACAGAUUUUUACCGUUUAUUGACAAAAGGAUCUUUAAAACUGCCUGAGCCAAUCAGUAUGGCAGGAAUUAGAAACAAAUUACCGUUUGUGUUUAUAGGAGACGAAGCGUUCAGUCUUAUGACGAAUUUUAUGAAACCCUACAGACACACCACCAGAAUUGACUAUGGGGAAAAAUGUUUCAAUUAUCGACUUUCCCGUGCGCGUCGUGUAGUCGAAAAUGCGUUUGGAAUCCUGGCCAAUAGAUUUAGGGUUUUGCUAACACCAAUAGCUACCAAAGUAGAGACAGUUGACGACAUCGUAAUGGCUUGUUGUGUUUUACAUAACCUAUUACGAGGCAAGAGUACUACAUAUAUUCAACCUAAUCAUAUUGAUAGAGAAGACGUUAACUCUGGAACUGUUUUAUUAGGUGACGAUAGGCACACUAAUUCAGAACUAACGUCACUGGAUAUUUCUAGGCACGACGUUCCUACUAUUGACGCCAAAAUGGUACGAAAUGGAUACAAGGAAUAUUACAAUAAUGCUGGUGCCGUCGACUUCCAAGAUAGAUUUGUACACUGAUAAAUUCAUUUAUGUCUAAUUUGAAUAAAGUACGUAAAGUAGUGAA